AUGGAGGCUGCCUGCUGUGUGGCCUUCUUCACAUUCUUACGGUGCGGAGAAUUCACAUGCACCACUAACACAUUUGAUUCUUCAAUUCACUUGUGUAUCAGCGACAUUCAAGUAGCACCGGACAGUAACAGCAUGACAUUGCGCCUCAAGGCGUCCAAAACCGACCCCUUUCGUCAAGGAGUCACCAUUCACCUGUUCCGCACCCAUCACCAUGUAUGUGCUGUAGCCGCUGUCAUCAGAAUGCUAACAGAAAGAUUCAUGAAUGGUUGUCGUCCUUCGGACCCCCUAUUUUCCAUUCAUUCUGCUGCCUUGACUCGACAUGUUUUCAUUGACAAACUAAGACAGACCUUGAUCCGACUAGGUCUAAAUCAUUCACUAUACACAGGACAUUCCUUCAGAAUAGGAGCCGCAACUACUGCCGCCCAGUCAGAUGUCCCCGAUCACCUCAUCAAAGUGCUUGGACGCUGGCAAUCGGAUAGCUACUGUCGAUACAUCCGUACCCCUCAUCAUAUUCUCCGGAAAGCUCAAGCAGAAAUGUGCAAGAUUUCACCUGAUACUUAG
Messenger RNA from Pecten maximus, 561 nucleotides. RefSeq lists its product as uncharacterized. Gene Ontology annotation, molecular function: DNA binding. The coding region runs from base 1 to 561 and encodes 186 amino acids. Gene Ontology annotation, biological process: DNA integration; DNA recombination. The transcript has a single exon. Lineage: Eukaryota; Metazoa; Mollusca; Bivalvia; Pectinida; Pectinidae. The record is from RefSeq and is a predicted model, not a curated record.